Messenger RNA from Ooceraea biroi (clonal raider ant), 2118 nucleotides. RefSeq names its product glucose dehydrogenase [FAD, quinone]. The record is from RefSeq and is a predicted model, not a curated record. Gene Ontology annotation, molecular function: flavin adenine dinucleotide binding; oxidoreductase activity, acting on CH-OH group of donors. Lineage: Eukaryota; Metazoa; Arthropoda; Insecta; Hymenoptera; Formicidae.
AUAUAACAAAGUGACACCAGGAAAAACGUUACAAUCAGGAGGUGAAAGCUGAGCUCAACGGGCACGAUUUUCCUUACAAUUUUGUGAACGAGAAUACACGCGAAAAAUGAGUUGGCGAGAUUGGGGGAUGCCACAAGCACCAUGCACGUCGCCCUUCGUAGGCGGACUCUCGUUGACCGAUGUCUGCAAUGCCAAUUCUGCGAACUUAUUUCUGACUAUGCUGAACACAUUAGUCGCUUACAGCCCCGUAAUUAAUGAUCCAUGCGGACAUAUCACUCCCAUCAAGAAACCGAAUCUUUAUUAUGAUUUUAUUGUCGUCGGAGGUGGCGCAGGUGGAUCAGUCGUAGCCUCUAGAUUGAGCGAAAAUCCGAAUUGGAAAGUACUUCUUGUGGAAGCUGGCCCGGAUGAGCCGGCUGGCACGCAAAUACCGAGCAACCUGCAGCUUUAUCUCAACACGGAUCUGGAUUGGAAGUACAAGACGACGAACGAGACAUUCGCAUGCUUGAGAUCCAAUGGCAGCUGCAGUUGGCCGAGAGGUAAAAAUCUCGGCGGAUGCACUUCCCAUCACGGCAUGGCUUACCAUCGUGGACACGCGAAGGAUUACGAAAGAUGGGUGAAGAUGGGAAACGUGGGGUGGUCAUGGCAAGAGGUGCUACCGUUCUUCUUCAAGUCGGAGGACAAUAAGGAGAUUGGUAGAGUUCGACGGGAGGAUCAUGGAGUCGGUGGUCCAAUGACAGUCGAGAGAUUCCCUUGGCAGCCAAAAAUCGCUUGGGACGUGAUAGAAGGAGCGAAAGAGGUAGGCUUGGGUACCACCGCAGACUUGGUAGGCCCAAAAAUCACGGGAUUCACCGUAGCGCAGACCAUCAGCAAAAAUGGCGUACGACUCAGUACUCCCAGAGCUUUUCUGUGGCCGGUCAGGCACCGCAAAAAUCUGCACAUUGCUCUGAAUGCGACCGCGACGAAAGUCAAUACGAGAAAGCUGGGCUCAAAAGUAAAGGCUGAGGGAAUCACCGUCCUUAUGAACGGCCGACAUUACAACGUAAGAGCGAAGAAGGAAGUGAUCCUCGCGGCCGGUGCCAUAAACUCGCCCCAGCUGCUGCUUCUGUCGGGCAUCGGGCCGAAGAAACACUUAGAUUCCGUGGGGAUUCGCACGGUCCACGAUCUACCCGGAGUCGGUGAAAAUCUCCACAACCAUGCGUCAUUCGGCGUGGACUUCGCUCUCAAUCAGGCGAAUGAGGAUGAGCUGAACAUCGACAGCGCCAAUUUAUAUCUGUACAACCAAACUGGCCCACUGUCGUCCACGGGUAUGGCGCAGCUCACCGGAAUCCUCGUGUCCAACUACACUACCCCGGAUGAUCCGGAUAUCCAGAUCUUCUUUGCCGGCUAUCAGGCCAUUUGCAACACGGGCGGCAGAAUUGAGGACUUGAAUACAUACGAAAACAAGGAGACCAUCAGGUUUACCUCCGUAAAUAUUCAGACCCUUAGCAGAGGUCGAAUCACGCUAGCAUCAAAAGACCCACUGAGUCAUCCGAUCAUCUGGAGCAACGACUUGUCGCAACCGCAGGAUAGAGAGAUCAUUUACCAGGGUCUUCAACACAUACUAAAAUUGUCGAAAUCGAAAGCAAUGAAAAAGUACGGCUUGAAGAUGUUGCUCGACACUGUCCCAGAAUGCAAACAGUACGAAAAACAUCUGAACUAUGAAUACUGGGAUUGCCAAUUUCGAUACAACACCAGACCCGAAAACCACCAGGCAGGAACUUGCAAAAUGGGCCCGAUCGCGGAUUCCAUGGCUGUCGUCGAUCCAAGUCUCAAGGUUCAUGGCGUAGAUGGCUUGAGAGUUGCUGACGCAUCAAUUAUACCGAAAAUGAUAUCCGGUAAUCCUGUUGCUGUGAUCAACAUGAUCGGCGAAAGAGCCGCUUAUUUCAUCAAGAAUAAUGACCAAUGAAAUUAAAAAAAAGAAAUGAUUGAGACGAAUAAAACAAUUAACAUUUUUCUAUGUCAAAAAAUUAGAUAUAGAAUUGCAGUAUUUUUUUCAAAUGAUAUUUGUUAGUAAAAUCUCAUCUGUAAAUAUGACAAUUUUCGAAUGAAAUGUUUAAUAAAGAUAUCUUCACAUUGGCA